Molecule: messenger RNA, 5394 nt
Organism: Pyricularia grisea
Lineage: Eukaryota; Fungi; Ascomycota; Sordariomycetes; Magnaporthales; Pyriculariaceae
Exons: 2
Coding region: 1-5394 (1797 amino acids)
Molecular function (GO): protein binding
Source: RefSeq, a predicted model, not a curated record
AUGUCUUCUAUCAAGUUGUCUGCGACUCCGGUUCCACAUGCGGAGCUCCCAGCCUAUCUCGAAAAACACAAUAAGACCCCCGUGGUAGAUCUCUUCAAACCAUACCGUGUCUUCGAGAAUGAGCUGAGGGCACUUUAUGCCCAGGAACCCGACAAUGAAGCACUCAAGGAUCCUUACAUCAACGUGCUGCCGCUUUUCGCCCCAAACAUGUCACAGAUCAAGAUUCGGGCCCGCAACCUGAAGGUUGAGUCUGCAAAGGAGAGGAGCAAGUACAUUAUGGCCCUGCCUAAUGACAAGCGCCAGCGCAAUGGUUCUCCUGCAAUUGUGGAGUCCAUCGGGCAAUUCCAACACAAUUUUGCUGUCUUCUCCGAGACAUCUCUUCUUGACCUCCACUGGGACAACGUCGUUGUUGCUGGCUCUGCAGUCGUCAAUUGUCUCUUGCCUGUGCCCCACGAGUUCAAUAAAUCAAAACGAACGCUUAGGGAGUACUACCAUGAAAAGCUAUGUCCUGCAUCUGAUGUGGACCUUUUCAUUUACGGAUUAACUGAGGACGAAGCAAUUGAGAAAAUCAAGGAAAUCGAAGCCAGCGUCAAAGACUCCCUUCUCACCGAAUGCACCACAGUCAGGACCAAGCAUGCCAUCACCAUAUGCAGCCAAUACCCGACCCGCCACAUCCAGAUUGUCCUCCGUAUCUACAAAUCCGUCUCGGAGAUCCUCACCGGAUUUGACAUUGAUAGCUCCGGAGCAGCAUACGAUGGCAAACAGGUCUACUGCACGCCGAGGGCACUACAGUCCUACAUGACCCAGAUCAAUCAUAUCGACUUAUCCCGUCGCAGCCCGUCCUACGAGAACCGCCUCUCAAAGUAUAGCCAUCGCAAUUUCGAGGUGUACUGGCCAGAUCUUGACAGGUCUCGCAUUGACCCAACCAUCUUUGAGCGCAACUUCCGCCGAACCCUUGGUCUAGCCAGACUUUUGGUCCUCGAACGUCUGCCGACCUCAUCUGCAAGGGACAAUUACCUCGCCAAGCGCCGCGAGGAAAGGGGCAGGCCCCCGAUUGACCGCGACUUCUGGUCUGGUGGACUCAGGGGUAACAUCAAGGAUUGCCAUGAGGAUGAGGUUGCCGACUGGGUUAAUGAGGAAGAAGUGUCCAACUACCACACGUUCACCAUCCCUUACGGUGUCAAAUUCCAUGCAAAAAAGAUAGAAAAGCUUUGCUACACCAGGGACCUACUCCUCAAUGCGGAAUGGAAUCAGCCCAAAGAUCGUAAAGUUUAUCUUCAUCGGCACCCUGCUUUCUUUGGGCGGGUCACUGAUAUCAUUGAGGAUUGCUGUGGCUUCUGCCCGACUCCACACACCGAGGAGGAGCUCGCCGUACAUGGAGAAGAGAGCAAUGUUUAUGUCUCCGGCCGUAUCUCAUUCAUCAAGGACGACCCUGGAAGACAGCAGAUUGGCUCCUUCAAUCCUCUCAGUGAUGAUGAUUGGACAGAGAUGGCCUAUGUUGGAAAUACUGCCCGUCUGUGCCAGGCCAUCGUGGACUUGGAUGCCGAGCAUGUUGAAGAUUGGCUCGCGCAAGAAGGUGCUGAUGUCAACCAAAGGGACUACACCGGCCGCACGCCUCUACACCUGGCCGUCACGAGCUCAACGCCCGAGAUAGUUGCCUUGUUGAUCAAGGCUGGAGCUCGUCUGAUUGCAAGACUUGCUGAUGGACGCACGGCACUACACCUCGCAGCUGUCAGAGGCGAUGUGGGGAUAGUGAAGAUGCUGAUGGACAAGAGCAACGAGAAUGAGGCCGAGGAAGAGAUGAAGCGUGAUCGUCGCCGCAAGUCAACUGCGCCGGCUUUAUCUGAACAAGAAGAACAACCAGAAACGGAAGAUGAAGAAGCCGAAGACAAUGACAGCGAAUCGGCAGAGCUUCUGAGCGACGAAUGCUCGGAAGAGGAUGACGAAGCGCAUAGCAUGGCCACCGGUUCUUUUGUAAAGAUCAAGCGCAAAGGUGGCGACUCAGACAAUCAAGACUUCAUCCCUGAAGAGAAGAAGGACGACCCGGAUAUCUACGACGUUAAUGUUAUCGCAUGGGAUACGCCUUGCUCUGCUCUUCACCUCGCCGUCGUCUCGGGUAACGACGAUGUCGUAAAGCUGCUAUGUCAGCAGUAUGGAGCAGACGUGCUACUACCAGUCAAAUACUUUGGCCACGACAAGAAACCUACAGCUGCGCUUCUCACACUUGCCAUGGCGCUCAAGCUUCCCGGCGAGAAAGCGAAAAACAUGGUGAAGACUUUACUCAGUUUGGGGGCAACAUCUGCCCAGGCUGAUAUGAAUAGUUUCACCUGCUUCCACCAGUAUGCAGAAGCGGGCGCUACAGAACUUCUUGAUCUUCUGAAUGAACUUGACCGCGCUGGCGUCAACAACUCCAUAAACCACGUGGCUGUGUUUCGUUACGGCAAGUCGUUUGGGCCCCUGCAGUCAGCAAUCAAGAACGGUGAUACAGAACUCGUCGUACACCUGCUUGAAGCUGGAGCGGUCGCUCAAAUUGACUUUGAGACGUGGCUCAAGGGCGCGAAGCAAUCUUCAGACUAUAAACUUGUCAGCGCCUCUGAAAGUGAAAAGUUUUUCAGGCGGUCGACAGAGCAGCCAAUAAUUCUUGCGGCCCUCUAUGGACAUCCGUUCAUUAUGAUGGAGCUGCUUAACCGUGGGGCGGAUGUGAACACCAUCAACGCGCAAAGUCAGGAUCUGCUUGAUCCUACUUCUUACAGUCGCGGAUAUAAUUCAGGGCAGACCCUCUUGGAUAUUCUCCGCAAGCAGCUCGAAACCCUACGUUUGUACAAGGGCGAGGAGCCCAGCAUGCCUGAACCAUUGCCAUUUAUGGGUGACGAUAAAGCUCUCGAGGGAGCCAAGCCCGGAUCCUGGAAGCAUCUUGUUGUAACAACAGACAUCGAGGCUGCCCGUCAAGAGCAUGCUGAGCGCGUAAAGCUCCACGAGAUUCUGGUUCGCCAGCUUGAUGCUCUAGAAGGCCUACAAGAGAAGAAGACGGCCAUUCUGAAUCUUGUACAGGCAUUCGAGCAAGUCGAGUCUAUCAUUGUCGAGAAAGGUGGAAAGACCUUUUCUGAGCUCUAUCCAGAUAUCCCAGCCGGCUCAAGACGACGUUUCCACUCUAGGAACAGGGUUGAUUAUAACAGCGACGUUCCAUACGAGUUCAAUCACGGCUUUCAUCCGGUCAAGGAUAUGACCCCUGUCCGAGAGGCGGCCUAUGUCCAACUAUUCGAGGCAGCCUGGGAUGGAGACUUGGAAACUAUAAAGCGGUUGACCCUCGGGGCGUGGGAUGCUGACCAACUUGAAGCGCCGUUGAUGAUAUCGGUCAAAGAUAAAAACCAUGCCAAUAUAUUUGGUCUCGCUUUUCUGCGGGGCCACUUGCAGGUCGCCAAGGCCAUUCUUGAAAUUUCCCAGGCUCAAUACGCACCCGAGGAGACGACAACCACCAAGUUUACUAUGAGGGAUCCUGGUUAUGACUCGGAGGGUUCUGAGCUCUCAGAGGGUGAGACAGACGAGCCUCGGAUUUAUAAGCACAUUGUUGACGACAAGUUCACAAUCGACAACAUCGGGGAGAUCUCCAUGCAGGUCAAGAGUCGGAUCAAGCCUUUGGAUAUGCUUCUUCAAGCCUCCAGCCCCUUCCCUAUCGUAAGCGAUGAGGACAAAGAGCAGAGAAAUCAGUCGCUGUUUCUCUAUGUUAUCGCACAGAAUGAUCUGAAUGGUCUGUCCUUCCUCCUCGACACGGCCACACUGCUGUCUGGACAGAAACUUGACUCUGAAACUGAAACAACUCGCUUCUUUGCUUGCCCGGGACGUAUCUUGGACUGGGCCAUCGAGAAAGGACGCACUGAGUUACUGGCUGAGAUCAUCAAGACUACCGGCGCGGGUCUGCCAUUGGAGGACUUGGUUAAGCGCAGCGGUGCUAAGAUGAUUGAAAAGCCCAAGAGCUAUCAAGGUCUAACUGUGUACGGAAAGAAGAGAAAGGAUUGGGCAACUGCGGGAAGGGAUGUCAUGAUAAAGGCCCGAGAAUCCAACACUCCACCACUGCUCACUGCGGCCUCCUGCGGCUCGAUCGAGUCCGUUGAAUGGUUCUUGAGUGACACACCCCUGCGGCACUACCUGGAGUUUGCUAACAGUAAGGGUGCCCGUGAUGAUGCCCGGCUCAAGCACCUAGGGUCCACGACCGGCGGGGUGGAGAGAGCCAUCACCAAAUGGCUGGGAAACCAGAAUGAUCUUGUUAUGCACGCUGCCAUAAUCGGCGGCCCAAAGGGAGAAAAGACGAAGAAGCUCAUUCAAUACUUGAUCAAGGCCUACCCUGCAUCAAUGACCACAAAAUCUCGAGACGGCUACACUCCUUUUUACCUAGCUUGUCUUCGCGGCAGGACCGACAUCGUGGAGCUUCUGGCUUCCCACUCUGACCAAGCAGUCAAAGGACCACACUGGGAGAACAUAUUGCAUGCUGUUCUGAAGGGAUGUCCCAAGGCUGAUCAGCUCCGGUCAAUGCUGGAACUCUUCGAGCCGGACCUCCGCAAAGCCAUGUUCAAGGAGCGAUGUAGCCUGUCGGCUGAUGGACGAACUCCCCUUCACCAGUGGAUAGAGAAGGCUACUACUGGGCAUAACCAGAAUUGGAGGGGAUCUUGGCCGCAAUACAAAAAGCCCGAGGAUUUGGUUGCGGUCCUGAAGUUGCUGCUCGAGUAUUCGGGUGGCGAGGAGCUCGCCAUGCUGGACGGAACUGGUGACACGCCUUUGCACAUGCUAAUCUCAAGGCAGGCUCCUUUGGAGAGUAUCAAGCUGAUUCUUGAGAUGGAUGCCAACCUGCUCUUUCGCGAGAACGCAGUGGGACGGACACCUGCCGAGUUGGCGCACGAUAUAUUUAUCGAAACGCGCAUCGGCACGCGCAACAGCGGGAAUGAUCGUCGUUACUACAACAACGACCGGUUUGAGGGGCUCGACACCCUGAUCAAGAUGCGUCCGUCUUUCUUCCUUCCGGAGCAGCAGGUCAAGUUCAAGCAGCGGCGCAUGCAAGACCUGACUUUUAUGAACGGCCAAACCUCGGAUGACCAGUGGCGCCAGUACCAGGGUCAGUGGGCGGCCGAGAUUCGGGAGCGUAAAGAGGACAUUCAUCAGAUGUGCCUUGCGUACUCGAAUGGUAAACGGCGUCUCGUGAGCCUGAACGAGGCCAAUGACGUCGCAAGGAGGCUCGGCGAGAGUUUCCAGCAGGGUCGAUACUACUCUGGGAUGCCCAAGGGACAUGAUGACGGCGCAGCAAGCGAGGCUGGGCUGGAGCAGGAGGAGUACAAGCCUUCGCAGGACUUUGUGCAGGAGACAUAUCACUUGAUUGAGUCAAACUGGUGGUCAGACGAUUAG